This is a messenger RNA of Megalobrama amblycephala (Wuchang bream), 646 nucleotides long. Its product is annotated as C-C motif chemokine 22-like. The transcript is spliced from 4 exons. Gene Ontology annotation, cellular component: extracellular region. NCBI's taxonomy places the organism in Eukaryota, Metazoa, Chordata, Actinopteri, Cypriniformes, Xenocyprididae. Bases 240 to 518 code for a protein of 92 amino acids. Gene Ontology annotation, molecular function: chemokine activity; CCR chemokine receptor binding. The record is from RefSeq and is a predicted model, not a curated record. Gene Ontology annotation, biological process: cellular response to type II interferon; lymphocyte chemotaxis; monocyte chemotaxis.
AGGUGAAAUACGGGUAAUUUAAAAAGAAACCGUUUGAAAUAUAAUAAUACUUUGACUAUUGCAUAUGGAUUGUGGAUAUAAACCGUGGUGUUGGUGAGAUAAUCCAAGAAUCUGUUACAUUUUCUUGAGGUAAAUUCUCAUCUGUUUGCUCGGACUCCUGAACAGGACCUGCAGUAUCAGAUCUGAGAUCUUCAAGCUCUACAGAUUCUUUCUGUCAUUGUGAAGAAACAUCUUGAAGAAUGAGAAGCCUGAUGUUCCUGCUGGUCCUGGUGAUCUUCUGCUCUCUGCAGAUGACUUCAAGUGCUACCAUUGCAAUUGAGUCUGAAAAUUCAAAGUGCUGUAUGGAGUUCACUAAAGUGAAGAUUCCUGUGAGACAGGUGAAGUCUUACUACUGGACCAGCAAAUGCAAACAUGCUAUUGUGUUUCAGAUGUUUAAAGAGAAAGAGAUCUGUGUAGAUCCAGAGACCCUCUGGGUGAACAGCCACGUUGCUAUAGUGGACAAGAGAAAAAGAGUCUAAAACAAGCUAUACUGUUUCUAUUUGAACUCUGAAUUUUGUGCUGAUGUAUAUAAAACUAUUGUAUUUACAGAAUAAUUUAUGUGAUUGGAUUAAUUUGUUUUAAUAAAAUAUAAAUAUUUUUAUCAUCA